GGGACGGACGGACGGACCACAACGCGCAUAUAGCAUGAGGUCCGCGUGUUCAAGGGUGUGCGCGCCGGCGCUAUUACUGCUGCUGCUGCUGCUGCUGCCGCUGCCGGGCCCGACGUCGACGACCCGGCUUUCGGCUCCGUCCGCCCGACUGACGGAACUCUUCGGAAGCUUCCGCUCGCCCGCCUUCCCGGCGGCCUACCCAGACGAGACGCGACGCCGCUGGGACGUGGCCGUUCCCGUCGGCUUCCGCGUUCGACUUUACUUCAGCCAUUUUGACCUGGAGCCGUCCGACUCGUGCCAGUGUGACUAUGUCAAGGUGGAGGCGGAGGACGGGUCCGGGGGCGGAGCGUCCCUCCUGGGCGUGUUCUGCGGCGGCCGGGCCCGGGAUCCGGAAAGCGCGCCGGGCGAGGACGCCCUGCUCUCUCCCGCCAACGCGCUGAGCGUGACCUUCUCGUCCGACUUUUCCAACGAGGAAGAGUUCGGCGGAUUUGUGGCGCACUACAGCGCCGUCGACGUGGACGAGUGCGCGGAGGACGAGGAGGCCGCCUGCGAUCACCUGUGUCACAACUACGCCGGCGGUUUCUACUGCUCCUGUCGCCGCGGUUACCUGCUGCACGGCGACAACCGCACCUGCAAAGGUCAGUCCGCCGAGUGCCACGGGGCGGUCUAUCGGGAGCCGGCGGGUUCGCUGAGCAGCCCCGACUUCCCGUCGCCGUACCCCAAGAGCUCCGACUGCUCCUACGUCAUCCGGGCGCCGGCCGGCCGGAAGCUCCGCCUUCGCUUCGACGACGCCUUCGACGUGGAGGACCACCCGGAGGCCGCGUGUCCCUACGACUACGUCGAGAUCCAAACGGCGACCGGAGAGCUGGGUCCGUUUUGCGGCCGUCGCUCGCCCGGCCUCAUCCGGAUCGACGCCGACGCCGUCGUCGUCUCCUUUCACAGCGACCACUUGGGAGAAAACACGGGAUGGAGGAUGACCUACACCUCUGAGGAGACGGGAAGUGUGUGUACGCCUCCCACCAACGUAACGGCGAGUCCGCCGGCGUCCCGCUUCUCCUCGGGCGACGUCGUCCGGGUCCGGUGUUCGCCGGGCUCGGAGUUCGUCAAGGACGGCGAGCGCGUGGCGGGCGGCGAGCUUGAAUUGCGGUGUCGGCGAGACGGCACGUGGGAUACCGCGCUUCCCGUCUGUCAAACGGUGGAUUGCGGCACGCCGCCAAACGUGGACGGCGCUCGAGCGGCCUUCGGCGACCGCCACAACUCGACCCGAUUCGGGGCCGUCGUCCGCUACGUCUGCGACGACGCCUACCGACAAAUACGCCCCGAAGACGGCGAAUACUUUUGCGGGCCCGACGGGCUGUGGGUCAACCGGGCGGCAGGGGCGGAGCUCCCUACCUGCGAGCCCGCGUGCGGCCGGCCGUCGCGACCUCUGGCCGCUCGGGCCAAACGCGUCGUGGGCGGGCGGGCGGCCGAGCCCGGAAACUUCCCCUGGCAGGUCCUGCUGAGCGUGGAGGACUCCAGCCGCGUCCCCUCGGAACGCCGGUUCGGCUCGGGGGCCCUGCUGUCGGACGCCUGGGUCCUGAGCGCCGCCCACGUCCUGAGCUCCCGCCGUCGGCGCGUCGGCGCCGUCCCCGUGGAUCCCCGACACGUCAAGGUACUGGCGGGCGUGGUGGACAAGCGGGAGGCGGGGGGCCUUUCCGUGACCCGGGUGGUUCUCCAUCCCGACUUCCGGCCCAGCGACUUUGACAAUGACAUCGCCUUGGUCCGGCUGAGCGUCAGAGUGGCGCUCGCCGCCGCCGUGCGGCCCAUCUGCCUGCCGCCGCCACAGCAGGGCGACGCCCCCGCGGCUCCUCCCGACACCCUGGGCGCGGUGGCCGGGUGGGGCGCGUCCGGCACCGCCGCCGCGUCCGACCUCCUCCGUUUCGCGCGGCUGCCGGUGGUCCCUCAGGACGAGUGCCGCGCCAGCUACGCGGCCCGCCCGGGCGGCGGCUACAACGUCACGGACAACAUGUUCUGCGCCGGCUUCUACGAGGGCGGCCGAGACACCUGCCCGGGCGACAGCGGGGGCGCCUUCGCCGUCCCGGACCCCGUCACCGGCCGCUGGGCGGCGCUGGGUCUGGUGUCCUGGGCGGGGCCCGAAGAGUGCGGCGCCCGCCGCGUCUACGGCGUCUACACGCGCGUCGACAGAUACUUGGAAUGGAUACGCCGGUGCCAGAACGCGCCUUAAUGGAUCAGCGAAGAAGUUUUCUCAGGUCCGGUGCGUCGCCCUCUGUCCUUUUGGAAUCACAAAAUAUUGAAAGUAGUUUAUCAGCUGAAGCCAAUAAAAUACCGAGGUUUUUAGUUCCUUUUAAUAAUAAGGAAACAUAAAGUCAUUGCUAUCAACACAGCUCAAUUCAUUGCCUAGACGUCUAAUCUUUUGGAAGCGAGAGGGUGGCAGCGAGUAAACGCCUCUCACUUCAAACGGAUAGGACGUCCACUAAUAUUCCCGGCACAAGGAUUAUUGGGAAGGGCGAUAAAUGCUGCGUCGCUGGCGGCCAUCUUGGGUAGGGAGACCAGCAGUCAAAAAGCAGAUCUCAAAAAACACAAAUUCCGCUGCGUCUGUACAUUAUUUCUUGGUAGUCCUCGAUACCGAUUUCGGUGCAGUAUCGGCAGUGGCGGACUUGGCAAUUCUGGGGCCUAAGGCGAACAUAUCCAGGGGCCCUCUUCAUGGGUCGGGGUUAAAAAGGUGAGAAGGGUGUGGAUGAAAUAUGUUCCGCUACACUAGGGCUGUCCUAAACGACAAAUAUUCUCCUGAAAAGUCAGCUGACUAAUUUUACGAUUAAUCCACUAAUAAUUUUUUUUUUUUUAACUAAUUAAGCAAUGAAAUUUUUGAUGACACUUAUUCAUUCACAAAACUAUUUUGGAACUCUUAAAUUCUUUAUUAAAGUACAAAUAAUCAUGUAAAUAACAAUAAUCACAAAUAAUCAAUGAGGUUAAAUGCUGAUAGCAUUUACUAGUGCAAAAGAAUGGAAAGUCAACAGAUUCAGAACACUGACUUUGCCUUUCCAACAUUAUUCAAAACAAUUCUUAAAAAAAAUUCUAGCAAUAUUAUUAUACAGUAGUAUGCUACUAUAUAUAAUAGUAGUAUAAUAAUUAUUCAUUGGCAAUCAUAUUUGUCAUGAGGGGUGUCAUUUGAAAGCUAUUCUUAGUGUAGAAUCUGUAUUAUGUAGUAUUUACUCAACGUAUGAUAAUAUUAAUUCAGAAUUAUGUGGGAUUAACUCCAGAAAUCAUUAUUUAUAUGACGAACAUGACGUGCUUUUGCUGUUAACCAGCUGUUGAGUGUUAUUGUAUGACUGAUUGGAACUGUACUACAUUGUUUCGCCACAGGGUGUGCUGUCGUGUAUUUUAUGUUCGGUGUGAAGAAGAAGAAAGUUAACAGAGGCCUGUUCUCAACUUCUCCCUCACUGCACUUUGGCUCUCAUGGAGAGCACCUUCGCUCAUGUGUUUGAAAUAAACGACAGCUGACGUGCAAAGUAGCAAGUGAGCUGUAAAAAUAGCGAGCUUAGUGGCGUGAAAACCGCGGGAGAGCUACUGUAAGUGAAGCUAACGAACAGCCAAGCGGAGCUAAAAGCGAUGCUAAACGGCACGAAAUGAAGCUAAGCGACUGAUACUCAGUCCGUCGUCGUGGAACAGCCAUUGGUGCGUGUGUGCGUGGGAGAGAUAAAUGCAGCAUUCAAAUGGCUUUCUUUUUUGUUGUGUUAUUUGUUUGUUUGGUACGCUGACAUCAUUAUACAUGACUAAUAGUUGGGGGUGCUGCUGGCUCCGGUGGCCCAAGCCCUUGCUCGUUGGGUCAAGGGCAGCUGGUUGGGGGCCCUCUACUGGUUGGGGGCCUAAGGCGAUCGUCUACUUUGCCUGAAUAGUAGAUCAGCCUAUGAGUAUCGGUACCGAUAAUCGGCGCGACACCCACCAAUUGAAAGCUUACUUUGUAUUAUUUUGGAAUUGCUCAUUAGCAAAGUCCAAAUGUUUCCAAAAAGUAAAUGCAGUACACCUGACACAGGUCAAAUGUCAUUUUAAUGAAAUGUAUUGUGUACACUGUCAAAUUGAAAAUGGGGCUUCAAUAACUUUGCUGUUGUAAAUACUGUUCUCUCUUUUUAUUCAACAAUAUUUGUAUUGAUUAUGCACACUGUAAAUUGAGUUAAGCGAAACAUUUCAAAUGACAAACAUCAAAAGUGGUCCCGAAAUCAACAGGGAAAUGAACCAUCACGUCGAGAAAGCGUCAACAAUCACUUGUCAAUGACGGUUUCCACAUUUC
Molecule: messenger RNA, 4288 nt
Organism: Corythoichthys intestinalis (scribbled pipefish)
Lineage: Eukaryota; Metazoa; Chordata; Actinopteri; Syngnathiformes; Syngnathidae
Gene: masp1
Product: MBL associated serine protease 1
Exons: 13
Coding region: 35-2224 (729 amino acids)
Biological process (GO): proteolysis; complement activation
Cellular component (GO): extracellular region
Molecular function (GO): serine-type endopeptidase activity; calcium ion binding
Source: RefSeq, a predicted model, not a curated record